Molecule: messenger RNA, 826 nt
Organism: Arachis duranensis
Lineage: Eukaryota; Viridiplantae; Streptophyta; Magnoliopsida; Fabales; Fabaceae
Product: presequence protease 1, chloroplastic/mitochondrial
Exons: 3
Coding region: 94-777 (227 amino acids)
Biological process (GO): protein processing
Cellular component (GO): mitochondrion; chloroplast
Molecular function (GO): metal ion binding
Source: RefSeq, a predicted model, not a curated record
UUUUCUAUUUUUAAAGAUCAUUUGGGAUGGUUAACGAUUUUUUUCGGGUAGCAGGCAAGUAGCAGAUAACAUAGUAGGUUUCGGCGUUUGGCAAUGGAAAGGGCCGCGAUUGUUCGUUCUCUAUCGUGCACUUCUAUGGCUUGCGGCAGAUACCUCUUAUCCCGCUCCUGCAGAACUUCUCUUUCUUCAUCCAUCCUCUUCCCCUCAACGCCAAAGCCAAAGCUAUCGUUAUCGCCAUCCCCAACUGUAAGACACUCUUUGCAACGCCGCCGCUGGAGAUUUGCCCCCUCGCCUUACUUGAGCAGCAGGAAGCACUUCUCGUUGCUGUGUCCUAGAGCAGUUGCAUCCCCUUCUAUUCCAUCAUCUCCUUCUUCUUCUCCUUCUCCAGAGUUUCCUCAUGUAAAGGACGAAGUUGCCCUUGAGUUGGGGUUUGAGAAAGUUUCCGAGGAAUUCAUUCCAGAAUGCAAAUCUAAAGCAGUGCUUUUCCGGCACAGGAAGACUGGGGCAGAGGUCAUGUCUGUUUCCAAUCACGAUGAGAAUAAAGUAUUUGGUAUUGUUUUUCGCACUCCUCCGAAAGAUUCUACUGGUAUUCCUCACAUCUUGGAGCAUAGUGUAUUAUGUGGAUCAAGAAAAUAUCCUUUAAAAGAACCAUUUGUUGAAUUAUUGAAAGGAAGCUUGCACACUUUCCUCAAUGCAUUCACAUAUCCUGAUAGGACAUGUUACCCGGUUGCUUCCACAAAUACUAAGGUAACCAACUCUAUGACAUUAUCAGUUUAACUUUACCCUUUCAUUCUUGAAUCUAAUAAUUGGGACUGAGAUGAGCUGC